Messenger RNA from Hylaeus anthracinus, 4421 nucleotides. It is a transcript of the gene tho2, whose product is annotated as THO complex subunit 2. The coding region runs from base 96 to 4331 and encodes 1411 amino acids. The transcript is spliced from 28 exons. NCBI's taxonomy places the organism in Eukaryota, Metazoa, Arthropoda, Insecta, Hymenoptera, Colletidae. Gene Ontology annotation, molecular function: mRNA binding. Gene Ontology annotation, cellular component: THO complex part of transcription export complex. Gene Ontology annotation, biological process: mRNA processing; mRNA export from nucleus. The record is from RefSeq and is a predicted model, not a curated record.
UUCGAGGACGCUUGCAAUGGCGUAAAAUGGAGUCUAUUAACCUGUGAUGUUGAUACGAUUGUUUUUAAUCACAAAAAGCUUUUCAUGGAAUUAAAAUGGCUGGUAAAGUGUGGAAUUCAGAAUUAUGGAAAGCAUGGGAUAAACAUGGGAAAAAUGAUUUCCUCAAGUUAAUCAAGCACAAAUUUAAGGAAGGCAACACUACAGAAUGGAGAAGAGGAUUAUACGAAUUAAUAUCGAAUGGAAUCCGUGGGAACAUAAAGAGGGACAAUGUAGUCCAGACAUUAGGUGAACUGAUGAAUAUCGAUGGGGCAAUACCAUCCGCGAUAGUAGAUAUAUUUACGUUAAUAGAUGUGGAAGCACAUAACGAAGAAAGAAAUAACUUUUAUUAUAUUGUGAAAGAAGCAGAAAAGUUUCUAACAGAUAGGAUAUUAAAGGAAAGAUUAGAAAUCGAUACCUUACAAGACGUAGGAACCCUGAAGAAUAAGAAUUUCCAAACCAAAUUUAUCAAAGUGAAGACAAAAUUGUAUUAUAAACAACGUAAAUUUAACUUAUUUAGAGAAGAAAGCGAAGGUUAUUCUAAACUUAUAGUGGAAUUGAAUCAGGAACGUCCGGAAAAUGAAGUACCAUCGAUACUAGAAAUUGUUAAAUCUCUCAUUGGAUAUUUCAAUUUAGACCCUAAUAGAGUACUCGACAUUUUAUUAGAAACUUUUGAAAAUCGACCUCAGGACGAUGCACUUUUUAUUCCUUUAAUUCGUUCGUAUAUGAGCGACCAGCAGGUGCUCUGUGAAGUUUUAGGAUUUAAAUAUUGUUGUACCGUCAAUGCUACUCCGUUUUCAUUACAAAAAGUUACUGCGCUAAUGUUGCAACACGGUGUCAUCAAAUUGGACGAUAUAUUGCCAUGGUUAGUGCCAGACGAUAGGACUAUUAUCAAAGAACACGAGCACGCGAUGAAACUAGCGAAAGAAUAUGUUCGCAAAUUGAGCAUAAUCUCUACUAAAGAUAAAGAAGAAGUCUUGGAGGAGAAAGAGAACCUACAGGAUAAGUAUUCGAGUAAUCAAAAGUUCGGAUUAUGCGAAGCACUUUUAGAAAUAGGAGCUUGGGAGGUGGCACAAAACUUAUUCGGUAGAUUACCAGAACACAGUCUCACAGAUCAGCGUCCUAUCGCGUUAGCGUUGUGUAAGAUGAUACAGGCUCUCAUCGAACCCGUUUACCGCAAAUAUUGCAUCAUAUCGCCAAAAAUACAAGGCAGAAGAAUUCCUCCAUUGAAGAGCUCUCUCGCACCAAAAUCCUUAGAAAGCCUCGAACAUAUACACGAUCAGCUGUUACCAAUGCUCAUAGUUCUCGGUCCCAAUUUACACCACGACCCUGUUUUAAUGUACAAAAUCAUGAGAUUAUGUCACGUGGUUAUCAAGCAGUGUCCAUUGGACUCGAACAAGCAGCCCGUCGACAAAAACAACAAUCUCUACUACGAUGUACUGACUAUCCUCGACGUGGCGCUGUUACCCUCAUUGUCUUUUAUGGAUUGCAAUUGUUGCGUCGCGGAAGAAUUAUGGAACAUUCUAAAAUAUUAUCCAUAUCAAAAUCGAUAUUGCUUGUACGCUCGCUGGAAGAACGACACACCAUUGCAGCACGCUGCUCUUCUGCGGAAAAGAGCUGACGCGCAGAAGAUGAUCAAAUCUAUCAUGAAGAGAGUGAGCAAGGAAACUAUCAAACCUGUGGGAAGAUCGAUAGGGAAAUUGACUCAUUCGUCGCCUGGUGUAUUAUUCGAUUACGUUCUUAUACAGAUUCAGUUGUACGAUAAUCUCAUAGGACCUGUUGUAGAUUCUUUAAAAUACCUGACGAAUAUUUCGUACGAUGUACUCGGUUACUGUCUCGUGGAAGCUUUGGCAGGCGCGGAUAGAGAUAGAUUUAAGCACGAUGGCACCAGCAUAUCCCUCUGGCUCCAAUCUCUUGCUUCUUUCUGUGGAGCCAUAUUCAAGAAAUAUAAUAUCGAACUCACCGGUCUGUUGCAAUACGUAGCCAACCAACUUAAAGCACAAAAAAGCUUAGAUUUGUUAAUAUUGAAAGAGAUAGUACAAAAAAUGGCAGGCAUCGAAGCCGCGGAGGAGAUGACUUCGGAUCAGUUGGAUGCCAUGGCGGGAGGAGAUUUAUUGAAGAACGAGGCUGGUUACUUUAGUCAAGUACGUAACACAAAGAAAUCAUCUCAACGAUUGAAAGAAGCUCUCGCCGAACACGAUCUCGCUGUAGCUCUGUGUCUUCUGAUGGCGCAACAGAAACAUUGCGUCGUGUACAGAGAAACGGAUAAAUCUCACCUAAAACUCGUUGGAAAGUUAUACGAUCAGUGUCAAGACACGUUAGUUCAAUUCGGAACGUUCUUGGGUUCGACGAUGACGGUUGACGAGUACGUGGAGAGACUUCCCUCCAUACAUUCUAUGCUCCAGGACAAUCACAUACAUUCUGACGUUGCAUUUUUCCUCGCGAGACCCAUGUUCGCCCACGCUAUUAACAUUAAAUACGACGCGCUGCGUAAAGCAGACCCAAACUACAAGAAGAUGUCGACUACUAUGAAGCAAGCGAAAUACGCAGAAGCUGCGCAAGCAGUCAUGGCGCCUGUCGCGCAGUCCGUUAGACCUUUGCACCCCUUGAAAGUAUGGGAAGACAUUUCGCCGCAAUUCUUGGUGACAUUCUGGUCGCUGUCCAUGUACGAUUUGUACGUCCCUGUUGAAAGUUAUCAGCGCGAAAUUAACAAGCUGAAGCAACUCGCGAUACAGAGUGCUGACUCGAAAGACGUGAAUGUUAGUAAAGGAAAAAAGGAACAGGAAAGAUACACUACGUUAAUUGAGAAAUUGCAAGAUGAAAGGAGAAAACAGGAAGAACACGUUGAAAAAGUAUUCGCGUAUCUGAGACAAGAAAAGGAUUCGUGGUUCUUAUCUCGGAGCGCCAAAUCAGCAAAGAACGAAACGAUAACCCAAUUUCUACAACUGUGCCUGUUUCCUCGCUGUACAUUUACCACUGUGGAUGCCAUGUAUUGUGCAAAGUUCGUUCACACUAUACAUUCAUUAAAGACUGCGAAUUUUUCGACGCUUCUUUGCUACGACAGACUUUUCUGUGAUAUAACGUAUUCAGUUACCUCGUGCACCGAGAACGAAGCGAAUCGUUACGGAAGAUUUUUAUGCGCCAUGUUGGAGACAGUAAUGAGAUGGCAUUCGGAGAAAGCCAUAUUCGAUAAGGAAUGCAGCAACUAUCCUGGAUUCGUGACAAAGUUCCGAGUUAGCAAUCAAUUCUCCGAAGCGAACGAUAUGGUAGGAUUCGAGAAUUACAGACACGUCUGCCACAAGUGGCACUACAAAAUUACCAAGGCUAUAGUAGUCUGCUUGGACUCUAAGGAUUAUGUACAAAUAAGAAACUCUUUAAUAAUACUAAUAAAAAUAUUGCCACACUUUCCUGUAUUGGCCAAACUAUCCCAAAUCCUCGAACGUAAAGUCGAGAAAGUCAGAGAAGAGGAACGCGGACAACGUCAGGAUUUACAUGUCCUGGCCACUUCCUACAGUGGCCAACUGAAAGCCAAAACCCCGAAUAUGAUUCGCGAAGCAGACUUUCAUCACGUGGGAGAUAAGGCGGGAAAGACGCAAGAUGCUCCAAGCAACGAUGUGUCGGAAAAAGUCGGCGACGGAAUGUCGAGUAAAGAGAUCACCAACGGCGACACUCGAAUGGAAAAGGAAAAUAAGGAUCAGCGGGAGAAACGAAGCGCGUCGAAUCAAAUACAUCACGAAAGUUCCGAGAAAAUCAGGAAGAAAGACGAGAGCAAGGAGAGUUCGGAUGGAAAGGACAAGCACGCGAAAAAGGAGGAAAUUAAGGAAGACGAUCCUAUAGAUAAAAAGGAUAGAAAAUAUUAUAAAGAAGAACAUUAUUACAGCAGCGGAGUAGACAAUUUAGAUCGAGAUCUUUCUAGCGUAUCAAACAGUAGCGCUAGUUCUGGACCAACGCAGGAUGGAUCUGACAGAGAUGCAAAAAGGAGAAAAGUUGAGAGCAUACAGAAGCAGGAAGGCAGACGCGCAGAAGGCAAUUUAGACAAGAAGGAGCGUUCGAGUAAGGGGAAAAUAAGGGACGAACAAAAAGAACUGCGCAAAGAAAAGAAAUUGGGUCGGAAAAGGGACAGAGCAGACGAUUCAGCCGUCACAACCGAACAGAAAAGAAGAAAAGACGACGAAAGAGCCAAAGGAGCGCAUCAAAACGGUGAUAUUCCAGAACACAGAGAAAAACAUCAUUAUAAUAAGUUGAUAAAGACGUCCGCUUCGAGUACAUUGAAAAGACGAAAUGGGAGACAAUAGCAAAGACCAGAAAAAAUAGGAAAAGUCACCCUACACAAAGGAACGUACUCAUGAACGGGAAGGACGUGAAAAUCGAGAUAAACAAUAUCC